Messenger RNA from Pecten maximus, 669 nucleotides. RefSeq names its product tubulin-specific chaperone A-like. Gene Ontology annotation, biological process: tubulin complex assembly; post-chaperonin tubulin folding pathway. The record is from RefSeq and is a predicted model, not a curated record. Lineage: Eukaryota; Metazoa; Mollusca; Bivalvia; Pectinida; Pectinidae. The transcript has 3 exons. Gene Ontology annotation, cellular component: cytosol; microtubule cytoskeleton. Gene Ontology annotation, molecular function: beta-tubulin binding. The coding region runs from base 65 to 301 and encodes 78 amino acids.
CAUUAUCAUUUUUUUUUUUUACAGAUUAACAAAGGAAAAGUUUUCAUAUGAAAAAGAGGCUAUAAUGCUAGAAAAAAAAGUAGAGAAGAUGGCAGCUGAUGGGAAGGAUGAAUAUGAUAUCAGGAAACAGAAGGAAGUUUUGGAAGAAAGCCAGAAAAUGGUUCCAGAUACACAGAGGAGAUUGAAGAAGGGUUUAGAAGAUUUAGAAUCCUACAUGAAAGAAGUUGAGGACCUGAAGGACACAGAAAAAUACAAUGAAGCAAUGGAAGUGUAUGAUGCAGGUGUCAAAGCUAAGGAAUAAACAAACAGUGUGAGGAAGUGGGUCGAACCAACAACUUCUCUGUAAUAGACUCACAUUCUCUGUUUAAAUAGAUUUUCAUAUAAUUCAUGGUUUGAUUGCAUUGGGUGUGAUAUGGACCAGAAAUGACUAAGACUGCCAUACAUAGGUAUCAGGUAUUUAAAUUAACUAUACAAUAACGUACAAGGCAAAAUGAUAGAUCUAUGAUAUUCAUUUGUGCAUUGAGGCAGAUUCCAGCCUAGUUAUGUAUCGGAGGGCUGUAACAUCUGUACAGCCUAGUUAUGUAUCGGAGGGUUGUAACAUCUGUACAGCCUAGUUAUGUAUCGGAGGGCUGUAACAUCUGUACAGCCUAGUUAUGUAUCGGAGGGUUG